AUGAUUCCCUGCCGCUCCAACCAACAACAGCAUCAAAACAUCUCCAAUACGAGGGGAAGCGAUUAUAACUUUACAGAAUUUUGCGACGGACGAAAUUCAUCUGCACCGGUGCGUUCUGUCGUUGCUGGCGACACUGGAAAGGAGCAAUGUUCACAGCAGCAGAAUGGUGAUGCGGUUGUCAUGACUGAUAUCAUGGAAAGAACAGGUGCAUCCACAUCUGCCGAACGUGAAACGAAUUGCAGUGAACGUUCUUUGCUAAAGGACAAUAAAAUUCCGGUGUUGAGCAUGAGCGAAUUUACAACAGUGUGUCCACAAUUCGUCGUUACACCGACCAUCGCCGCCCCAAAUACCCCCAAUUUUUCUUAUUUUAAUGCUGCCACUCCUUGUUUGGAGAGAUCGCCAUUAUUAUCCUCUUCUUUUUAUGCUUCACCGUCAGGAUGCGAAGAUGAAAAAAGUCUGGGAUAUUCUGCAGCUGUCUUUGAAUCCGAUGGAGAAAAGGAUGAUGACUGUGUUUCCUUGAAAAGCGCUGACAAAACUAAACUCAAGGCACCUUAUCUCAUUAACACAUCCCCUGGUUCCAUUGCUGCAAUUGAAUUGGCGUUGUUGACGAACUCAAAGGAGGAUGAGCAUACGCAGUCGGAUGGGGCAUGCUCGAUUGGCAAGGAUUUGGAGUCUGCACUGGAGGAACAAGGGGGUUACGGCACCUGGCACUUGGUGACGUCGCGUCUGAAAGCAGUGCAUCUUCGUCACAUGGCGCACAAGUAUGCAUUGGAAGUUGUUCGUCAACGCUAUGGAGACAGGAUUAUAGAUGAUUCAUCUAAGUAG
Trypanosoma cruzi is the source of this 825-nucleotide messenger RNA. Its product is annotated as metaciclina II, putative. The transcript has a single exon. Bases 1 to 825 code for a protein of 274 amino acids. The record is from RefSeq and is a predicted model, not a curated record. NCBI's taxonomy places the organism in Eukaryota, Euglenozoa, Kinetoplastea, Trypanosomatida, Trypanosomatidae.